UGGGGAGGGGAGUAAUUGUCCCAGACACCUCAACGGCACAAUGGCGUGGUUAACGAAGGCCCUCGAAUGCAACACUAGCGCUCCACAGAUGGAGGCUGGGCUAGCGGCUGCUUGGCGACCAGCUGCUCGGUGACUGCUCCCCUGGCGAGCGGUGUCGGGGUUGGGGGAGGCUUUCGGCGUGAACGGGGUGUGGCGUCGCCCGGUCCCAGCUCGAAUGUGACCCGGCCGGGGAGCCGACGGUAGAGGCGGACGUCAUUACAUCGUCGCCUCGGCUAGCGUGAGGUCAGGCUAACAGCAGGUGGCUAGCUCAGCUGUUGACAAUUAGUGUCGCUGUUUAUGCUCGCUUUGUCGUCUAGCCUCCAUUUCCUCGUAUUAGCACAACAUUGUUAAAAAAAAAAGCGAUAGCUUUCUCAAAAUCAGUUGUAAAAAAAAAAACAGUAGCAAACAGCGAUGCUGGCAAUUAGACUGGACUGUUUGCUACACCGAAGCGAGCACUGCGCAUAAUGAGCGAGUAUCAUGGCAUGGCUCAGCCUGGUCUGUACUGGCAAGUUUGCAUCGAGGACGAGCAGGAGGACCGGAUGUCCUCUUCCUCUCCGCUUCCGUCCCUGGAGUUGCUGGAGGACGACGCUUCCGGCGUCCCUCCUCCGGAAUGCGCCCCGGAUUGCAAACGCAGCACGGCGGGGAACGACUGCGCCCAAGCGGACGGAGCCGGCAAGUCGGAGACGAACGGCCACCACCACCACCACCACCACGCCAAUGUGCAGCCUCCUUCCGGCAACAACCAGAGCCAGGACGGGGGCAAGCCUGCGAAGAAGAGGAGACCGGUCAGGGUGGACACGUCCAAAGCCAAAACCUCACUGGAGGCGGUGAAGAUCAGCAUCAAGCAGCUCAAGUGGAAAGAGUUCCCGCUGGGACGACGAGCGCCAUGCGACAUCUACUGGCACGGCGUCUCCUUCCACGACAAUGACAACAUUGUGUCAGGCCAGGUGAACAAGUUCCCAGGAAUGGUGGAAAUGUCGCGUAAGAUCAACCUGAGCCGAUCAGUGAGGAAUAUGCAAGAGCUGUUCCCUGAGGAGUACGACUUCUACCCGCAGUCCUGGAUCCUUCCUGAGGAGUACCAGCAGUUCUCCACGCAGCUCCGCAUGGCGAAGGAGAGCGGCGACGCGCUCAACUCCACCUUCAUAGUCAAACCCGACAGCGGUUCUCAGGGCGAGGGCAUCUACCUCAUCCGCGACCUCGCCGAGCUGCGGCUGACGGAAGGCCCUCAGGCCAAGCAGGUGGUGGUGCAAGAGUACAUCCACAAGCCGCUGCUCGUCGACAAGCUCAAGUUCGACAUCCGCCUCUACGUGCUGCUCAAGUCGCUGAACCCGCUGGAGAUCUACAUCGCCAAGGAGGGUCUUACACGCUUUUGCACUGAGCCGUACCAGGAGCCGAGCCAAAAGAACCUGGGCCAGGUCUUCAUGCACCUGACCAACUACUCCCUCAACGUCCACAGCGACAACUUCAUCCACUCGGACAGUGAGAGCACGGGCAGCAAGCGCACGCUCUCCAGCGUGCUGCACCGGCUGGCCGACAAGGGUGUGGACACCAAGCGCGUGUGGUCGGACAUCAUCGCUCUGGUCAUCAAGACCGUCAUCGCCGUGGUGCCUGAACUGAAAGUGUACCAUCAGGCCGACAUCCCGCCUGGGAAGCCUGGACCCACGUGCUUCCAGAUCUUAGGUUUCGACAUCCUCCUGAUGAAGAACCUGAAGCCCGUCCUGCUGGAGGUCAACUCCAACCCCAGCAUGAGAAUAGAGCACGAGCAGGAGGUGGCGCCGGGAGUCUUCGAGUGUGUUCACAGCCCAGUGGACGAGGAGGUCAAAGUGGGCGUGAUCAGGGAUACUUUGCGCCUGGUGGACCCUUGCGGCAGGAAAGCAUCUCUUUCGCAUGUGAAGGCCGCCGGGGUCGAGGCUCUCGCUGAAGUCCAGGACAGGAAGCAGCAGGAAGGCGGCGCCAUGCCCUCGCCGUGUCUCAAGCAGGUCUACCCAAAGUACAACCGGCAGUUCAAUUACCUGCGACUGGUGGAGAGGAUCGCCGCCCUCUUCAUCCGCUUCCUGGGGGUCAAAGGCAACAUGCGCUUGGGCCCCACCGCGUUCCGGAUGUUCAUCAGGAACUGCAAGCUCAGCAGCAGCAACUUCAGCAUGGCGUCCGUGGACAUCCUCUACAUCGACAUUGCACGCCGCUGGUCCGGAGGUUUCCCCGACUAUCGGGAAGCAGGUAUGGGCCUGCAGGCUUUCGUGGAGGCCUUCUUCUACCUGGCGGCGCGUAGGUUCAAAUCCCGGUUGCCGAAGGAUCAGACGCUGUCGCUGCUGGAGCUCUGCGAGGCUCGGCUGGAGUCCCAGGCGGGCGUGGAGGAGCGGCGCUCGCUCAGCUGCAGCAGGUCCACGUCGCAGGGCGUGAAGAACCCCAGCCCCGCCAACCCCAGGCUGGCCUCGCCGGUGGCCACGCGCAGGGCCUCCAGCCAGGACUACCGGCUGCAUCCGAGACGGAAGCCUCGCGCGCUCAUGUCCAAUGUGGAGAACUGAGGCGGCGAUGGCGAGCAUUUACAUUCGGUUUGAAGGCGGGAGAAGGUUGGUGCUGGCAUUUUGAACAAUAAUGAAGAAUGUGCUUGCAGAUCCAACAAGGCAGCUUUGCUUACCUUUGCCUGGCAACUCAUAGUGUGGCUGCUUUUACUACUGCUGACCAGGAGAUACACGGUACUAUAUUAUUAUUAUUAUUAUUAUUAUUAUUAUUAAUAUUUAAUUGUUGAUCCUGAGGAGACACUUUGCACAGAAAUGCAUGCAAAUUUUCUUUUUUUUAACUCCAUUGAUGAGUUCCAUGAACAUGACAGACGUGUCGCAGGUCAACAUGACAGACGUGUCGCAGGUCGAACACGCACACAAAAUAAUACGAAUAUUUGACUUUGCACGUCGUCUGUCACUGAACACAACUAUUGAUGUCUACGUGAUGUAAGAGAUGAUCAUUAAAGCGUGCGGGCAGCCAUCUUCCAUAGAGUAGAUGAAGUUGCUGACAAGCUAUGUUUGCUAAAUAAAUGAUGAAUUAGCAGAACUGUGGAAAGGAUUGGCUCUCAUUUUCUACAACGCGCUCAGUCUGGCUUCUAGCAUCACCUCACCUGUAAACAUAAACAACUAACAUCACCUGUAAACAUAAACUAGCAUCACCUAUAAAAAAAUAAAAACAUCACUUAAAGUGUAAAUAUAAAUUAUCAUCGCCUACAUAUAAAUAUAAACAACAUUACGUAUAUAAAAUACAUAAAAACAUUAUGUCAUCGCCUGCAUGUAAAUGAAAACUACUAGAUCAUCUAAAAAUACCAUAAAAAUCACCUGACAUCUAAACAAAAACUAACAUCACCACGUAAAUCAAAUAAAACAUCACCUACAUACAACUCCUAUCAUACUGUAACUAUAUACAAUAAAUAAAAACAUGUUCUACAUAUAAAUAAAAACUAACAUCACCUACAAAUUUUUUUUAAAAAGUCCUAAAUGUAAAUAAAAACAUCACCUCCAUUUAAAUAUAAACAACUAACGUCACUUACAUAAAAUAAAAACUAACAUCAUCUACAUAAAAUAAAUAAAAACAUCACCUACAUAUAAAUAAAAAGUGACAUCACCUACAUAAAAUAAACACCUACAUGUAAAUAAAAACUAUAAACAUAACUGUACAGAAUAGAUAACCAUCAACAUGUAAAUAAAAACUAACAUAAUUAUAUAAAACUAUAAAAUACUUAAAAACAUUACCUACAUGUAAAUAAAAACUAACAACUAUAUAAAAUGAAUAAAAACAUCACCUACAUGUAAAUAAAAACGACUAACAUACCUGUAAAUAAAAACUGCUAACAUCACCUACAUAUAAAUAAAAACAUAUACAUGUAAAUAAAAACAUCUACAUGUAAAUAAAAACAUCACCUACAUGUAAAUAAAAACUACUACAUCUAAAAAUACCAUAAAAAUCACCGAACAUCUAAAUAAAAACUAACAUCACCUAGAUAAAUUAAAAAAACAAACUUCAUGAAAAUAAAAACUAUCAUCACAUACAUAAAACAGAUACACGACUAACCUAACUAUAUAAAAUAAAUAAAAACAUGUCCUACAUAUAAAUAAAAACGAAUAUCACUUAUGUUUUUUUUUUAAGAAGUCCUAAAUGUAAAUAAAAACAUCAGCAACAUUAAAAUAAAAACAACUAACGUCACUUACAUAAAAUAAAUAUAAACUAACAUCACCUACAUAAAAUAAAAACAUCACCUACAUGUAAAUAAAAACUGACACCACCUACAGAAAAUAAACACCUACAUGUAAAUAAAAACUACAAACAUAACUGUACAAAAUAGAUAACCAUCAACAUGUAAAUAAAAACUACUAACAUAAUUAUAUAAAACUAUAAAAUACUUAAAAACAUUACCUACAUGUAAAUAAAAACUAACAUAACUAUAUAAAAUACAUAAAAACAUCACCUACAUGUAAAUAAGAACUACUAACAUAACUACAUAUAACUAUAUAAAAUGAAUAAAAACAUCACCUACAUGUAAAUAAAAACGACUAACCUACCUGUAAAUAAAAACUGCUAACAUCACCUACAUGUAAAUAAAAACAUCUACAUGUAAAUAAAAACAUCAUCUACAUGUAAAUAAAAACAUCACCUACAUGUAAAUAAAAACUACUACAUCAUCUAAAAAUACCAUAAAAAUCACCUAACAUCUAAAUAAAAACUAACAUCACCUAGAUAAAUUAAAACACACAAACUUCAUGAAAAUAAAAACUAUCAUCACCUGCAUAAAACAGAUAAACUACUAACCUAACUAUAUGAAAUGAAUAAAAACAUGUCCUACAUAUAAAUAACAACAAACAUCCCUUUUAUUAAAAAAAAAAGUCCUAAAUGUAAAUAAAAACAUCAACAACAUUUAAAUAAAAACAACUAACGUCACUUACAUAAAAUAAAUAAAAACUAACAUCACCUACAUAAAAUAAAAACAUCACCUACAGGUAAAUAAAAACUGACACCACCUACAUAAAAUAAAAACAUCACCUACAUGUAAAUAAAAAGUGACAACGCCUACAUAAAAUAAACACCGACAUAUAAAUAAAAACUACAAACAUAACGGUACAAAAUAGAUAAUCAGCAUGUAAAUAAAAACUACUAACAUAAUGAUAUAAAACUAUAAAAUACUUCAAAACAUUACCUAAACGUAAAGAAAAACUAACAUAACUACAUACAACUAUAUAAAAUAAAUAAAAACAUAAUCUACAUGUAAAUAAAAAAUUACAACACCUAAAUAAAAUAAACACCGGCAUGUAAAUAAAAACUACUAACAUAAUUAUAUAAAACUAUAAAAUUAAAACUAUAAAAUUCUUCAAAACAUUACCUAAAUGUAAAGAAAAACUAACAUAACUACAUAUAACUAUAUAAAAUAAAUAAAAACAUAAUCUACAUGUAAGUAAAAACUAACAUCACCUACAUGUAAAUAAAAACUAAAAACACGACUAAAUAAAAACAUCACCAACAUGUAAAUACAAACUACUAACAUAACUAUAUUAAACUAUAAAAAAGAAAAAUGUGAAUAAAAACUAUUACAUAACCAAAUAAAACUACGAACAUAACUAUAUGAAGUAAAUAAAAACUACUAACUACUAAGCUGAAUAAAAACACCUACAUGUAAAUAAAAAACUACUAACAUGACUUUAUAAAGUAAAUAAAAACUAACAUAACUAUAUUAAGUGAAAUAAACACAUGUAAAAAAAAAAGACUAAUAUAACUACAUAAAAUAAAUAAAAACAUCACCUACUUGUAAAAAAUAAAUAAAUAAAUACUGACAACUAUAUAAAAUAAAUAAAACCAUCACAUACAUGUAAAUAAAAACUACAAACAUAACUAUACAACAUAAAUAAAAACAUCCUUGUUAGUGUGCAGGCUGCAGUCAGGCAGUAUGUAGGUCACUUUGACUUUUCAAAGCUUGCAUCCACCAUUUCCUGCUUUGUUGCUCAUCAUAGUCCUUGACAACAACAAAGUGGACGCAGAGUGUUUAAAAUAGCUAAAUAAAACUUUAAUAGGUCUUGCUGCAAAUGUACAUAAAUUGCACGGCCACAUGUUGAUAACACAAGCUCUUCUGUACAUUAUUGUUUUGUCACGGUCGUUUCAAAGAAUCCAACAAAUACAUUAUAGACUUUCAACUUACUUACAAAAAGUAUUUUCUACAAGUUUCAUAGAAAACAUACAUCAUUCUUU
This is a messenger RNA of Entelurus aequoreus (snake pipefish), 6258 nucleotides long. RefSeq names its product tubulin tyrosine ligase-like family, member 11 (gene ttll11). NCBI's taxonomy places the organism in Eukaryota, Metazoa, Chordata, Actinopteri, Syngnathiformes, Syngnathidae. Bases 504 to 2564 code for a protein of 686 amino acids. The record is from RefSeq and is a predicted model, not a curated record. The transcript is spliced from 10 exons. Gene Ontology annotation, biological process: protein polyglutamylation; microtubule cytoskeleton organization. Gene Ontology annotation, cellular component: cilium. Gene Ontology annotation, molecular function: tubulin binding; tubulin-glutamic acid ligase activity.